CGCUGCUCCCACCCCCUCCCCUUCUCACAGGCUGUCCCCUCCCUGGUGGUGACCGCUGCCCGACCCUCUGCAAGGCGAUGGCCCGGGUCCCAAGCGCGGGCUAGCGAUCCUGGGUGCUCUGCCAUGGGCUAUAUUGGCUCUCGGCGCCCAGCCGGUCAGGCAUUUCUGGGGACCACUACCCGACUGAAGCUCAGGGACAGAGCCGACUGCUCCAGUUAAAAGUGGCUUCGGACCCUGCCUGGGCUGUGGAGUGGAUCGAACUCCCUCGAGGUCUUUCUCUGUCUUCCUUGGGAUCUGCUCGGACUCUCCGAGGCUGGAGCCGGUCCCCUCGUCCUUCUUCCGUAGACAGCCAGGACUUGCCAGAGGUGAAUGUUGGAGACACAGUCGCGAUGCUGCCCAAGUCCCGGAGAGCCCUAACCAUCCAGGAGAUAGCUGCGCUGGCCAGAUCGUCCCUGCAUGGUAUUUCCCAGGUGGUGAAGGACCACGUGACCAAGCCCACAGCCAUGGCCCAGGGCCGCGUGGCUCACCUCAUCGAAUGGAAGGGCUGGAGCAAGCCCAGUGACUCACCUGCAGCUCUGGAAUCAGCCUUUUCCUCCUAUUCAGACCUCAGCGAUGGUGAACAAGAGGCUCGCUUUGCAGCAGGAGUGGCCGAGCAGUUUGCUAUUGCAGAAGCUAAGCUCCGAGCGUGGUCUUCUGUGGACGGCGAUGACUCCACCGAUGACUCCUAUGACGAGGACUUCACUGGGGGAACUGACUCAGACAUUGCUGGGUCUUUGGGGCCCCACCUCCAGGACCUCUUCACAGGUCGUCGGUUCUCCCGGCCCGUGCGCCAGGGCUCUGUGGAGCCUGAGAGCGACUGUUCCCAGACCGUGUCCCCAGAUACCCUGUGCUCUAGUCUGUGCAGCCUGGAGGAUGGCUUGCUGGGCUCCCCAGCCAGGAUGACCUCUCAAAUGUUGGGUGAAGAGCUGCUCCUUGCCAGACUGCCCCCCAGCCGGGAAAGUGCCUUCCGCAGCCUGGGCCCUUUGGAGGCCCAGGACUCACUUUACAGUUCACCGCUCACGGAAUCCUGCCUUUCCCCUACCGACGAGGAGGAGCCUGAUUCGUGCAAGGACUGCCAGCUGCUCUGCCCGCUGCCUGGCGGCAGCUGGGAAAGGCAGCAGCAAGUCUCUGAUGUGGCCUCUUCUGGGGUCGUAUCCUUAGAUGAGGAUGAGGUGGAGCCCGAGGACCAGUGAUCCAGAUAUGCCCGGUGGUGGCAUGUUUUCCCUGGCUGCUGCCCGGGGCAGAGCCUCUGCGGCCAAAGUGUGGGCUCUGGAGCUCCGAGGGCUUCUGGGAGCGCUCACUUCUCCAUUGUGUGUUUUGCAUGAAAGUGUUUGGAGAGGAGGCAGAGGCCAGGCUAGGGGCGCAUGUACUGCUUCCACUCUUGGGGGUUUGCCGGGGCUUGCCCGGGACCCCUGGGGCAUGGCUACAGCUGUGGCAGACAGUGACGUUCAUGUUUCUUGAAUCCAAAAUGCCACAUUUCCUCCUGGGAUGUGAACCUGCGCUGGGAGGGUGGGAAUGGAGGAAGCCUGGCCAUCUCCUCCACCCUUCCUCGUGCCCCUUCUCCUCCGCUUCUCUCUUCACCCAAGUCCACGUGCAGUGCUUGACUGAACCGCCUCCCCCUGUGGGGCUGGCUCGUGGCCUCCUGGAGUCUACGGAUUGAGCCAUCCCCUAAGGGUCCCCUUACCCACCUGGGCCCCGCUGUGCUUCACCUUGCCAUUGUCUCUAAACCUUUUUUUU
Molecule: messenger RNA, 1776 nt
Organism: Microtus oregoni (creeping vole)
Lineage: Eukaryota; Metazoa; Chordata; Mammalia; Rodentia; Cricetidae
Gene: Fam131a
Product: family with sequence similarity 131 member A
Exons: 7
Coding region: 390-1232 (280 amino acids)
Source: RefSeq, a predicted model, not a curated record